AGUUGACUGUUUAUACCUCCACUUCGCCAUGGGACUACAGUGGUCUAAACAACCCGGAGCCCAGGUUCUCCUCCUGGGCCUAGACGACGCUGGGAAAUCGACGCUCCUGUACAAAUUGAAGCACAACGCCUGCGUCGGCACCGUUCCGACCAUCGGCUUCAACGUGGAAAUGCUCGAGGGGAGGAAGAACGGAAAGAACAUCGCCGUAACCCUGUGGGACGUCGGUGGCCAGAGGAAAAUGCGCGAGCACUGGCCUAGUUUCUACCAGGACGUGGCGGCUGUCGUGUUCGUCGUGGACAGCUCGGGCAGGCAGCGCUUGGAGGAGGCGCGCAGGGAGCUGGAGAACACCCUGAGGAGUGAGCACCUGCGGGGCCGUCCGCUGGUUGUAGUCGCCAACAAGCAGGACGUGGACGGCGCUCUGACUGUCACUGAGAUCAAGGACAUGUUUGACCUGAAGAAGAUCUGCUCAGAUCGGGAUUGGUUCAUUCAGCCUUGUUCCGCGUCGACGGGAUUUGGAGUGGAAGAAGCCUUCAGACGAGUGGUUCAAAUGGUCAAAUAAAAAAGAAAAAUCUGAAAUUAUUUGUACGAAAGAUAUUUCCGAAACAACGAUAGGAGUCAUUUUAAAAUAAGUGUGUAAAUCCAAACCUACCAGCAACAAAACAAUGAAUGAGCCUAGAUCGUUUAGUUAAAUAACGUAUUUAAUGCAGUCAUACACAGAAUCCAGAUGUAACAGAAUCUUGCAAGCUGCUUAAGAGUGAGUGACAACAUUGCUACUUCCGGUGACACUGUAAUGGAUACCACAGGAAACAAAAGACACCACGAGUCUAUUAACAUGCAUUAGAACCCGUCCCACUAACACACAAUGAGCUAGAAACUAUUUUUACAAUUGUGUAGCAAUUGUGUAUCUUUAAAUACCAGGCAGAAUUAUAUUACCCUGCAUUUAUAUUAAACUCUUGAGGCGUCAUUGUUACAUAAAAAUCCAUGAAACAAAGAUAAAUACGUGUAUAUUCUGUUAACUGCAGCAGUUAAACGUGUCGAAUUAUCCAUUCCAGAGUUUGAUUUGUGAUAAAAUCAAAGACAAAACGACAUGGAAUCCCCAAAGUUAUUGAUUGUUAUACCGAUUGCAUUACAAUACCUGAUUACUUUUCUCAAAGCCAUGAAUAAAGCGUGCCUUUUUAGAAAACGAACCACUCUUGAACACUCGUCGGUACAAUCUUUAGCUGGUACAUGGGCAUGAACAUGUCCACAAGGUCGAAGCUGCUGCAGGGGAAAUAGUCGACA
Messenger RNA from Pungitius pungitius (ninespine stickleback), 1281 nucleotides. RefSeq names its product ADP-ribosylation factor-like protein 14. The record is from RefSeq and is a predicted model, not a curated record. The transcript has a single exon. The coding region runs from base 29 to 559 and encodes 176 amino acids. Gene Ontology annotation, molecular function: GTPase activity; GTP binding. Gene Ontology annotation, cellular component: cytoplasm; plasma membrane. Gene Ontology annotation, biological process: intracellular protein transport; vesicle-mediated transport. Lineage: Eukaryota; Metazoa; Chordata; Actinopteri; Perciformes; Gasterosteidae.